AUGGGGCUGGAGAUGGAGGCGAUGGCGGCGUCGAUCGGCGUAUCGGUGCCCGUGCUCCGGUUCCUGCUCUGCUUCGCGGCCACCAUCCCGACGAGCCUCCUGUGGCGCGCGGUGCCCGGCGCCACGGGGCGCCACCUCUACGCGGGGCUCACGGGUGCCGCGCUCUCCUACGUCUCCUUCGGGGCCGCGUCCAACCUCCUCUUCGUCGUGCCCAUGACGCUCGGUUACCUCGCCAUGCUUCUUUUCCGUCGCCACGCCGGGCUCAUCACUUUCCUCGGCGCCUUCGGCUUCCUCAUCGCAUGGUGA
Molecule: messenger RNA, 306 nt
Organism: Miscanthus lutarioriparius
Lineage: Eukaryota; Viridiplantae; Streptophyta; Magnoliopsida; Poales; Poaceae
Source: the annotation of a GenBank genome assembly